Messenger RNA from Lathyrus oleraceus (garden pea), 671 nucleotides. RefSeq lists its product as uncharacterized. The record is from RefSeq and is a predicted model, not a curated record. The coding region runs from base 74 to 418 and encodes 114 amino acids. Lineage: Eukaryota; Viridiplantae; Streptophyta; Magnoliopsida; Fabales; Fabaceae. The transcript has a single exon.
UUUAGAACAAUUAGAAACCCUAACCAUAAACCAAAACCGUUAUAACAGAAAAUAAAUAUCUCAAAUUCUGAAAAUGGCUUCUACCAUUCACGCCGUUAGAAUCCAAGCCUGUGCUGGUUCCGGCAACCGCAUACCAGAUCCCGAUCGCCGGAAAAGUUCUUCUUCCAACUGGUGGACCCCGCUGUUCGGUUGGUCACCAGAGCCGGACUAUAUAAACUCCGACAACAAAGCACCGAAUCCGCAGUCGGAAUCAGAUCCAGCGUCGAAACCUUCGAAACUCCGCUUCGCCGGUGGUCUCACGGAGGAGAAGGCGAAACAGCUUCGAAUGAUGACCACCGACUCGUUUCACGAUACCAUGUAUCACUCUGCCAUCGCUUCUCGACUCGCUUCUGACUUCAAGGCCCGUUCCGAUCAGUGAACUUUCCGUGCCGGAAACUUCCAUUUCACAUCACAUAGCAUGCACUUUAAGUUUUUGUUGUAGUUUUUAAUCAGCUUUAUCCAGAUUUUAGGGUUUUUUAAGAUCCAGAUUUAUUGGCUUGUUUUUUAAUAUCCAGAUUUUUGGACUUUAUUGUAAGCAUUGACGCUAGGUAAUGUAUUAUUCAAUCAUUGUAUUUGUAAAUAUAGAUACUAAUAAUUUUGAAUAAUAAUGUAUGUGUUGUUUUUGAACUUUA